Messenger RNA from Pterocles gutturalis (yellow-throated sandgrouse), 1150 nucleotides. It is a transcript of the gene NOA1, whose product is annotated as nitric oxide associated 1. The annotation marks the transcript as partial. Gene Ontology annotation, molecular function: GTP binding. The record is from RefSeq and is a predicted model, not a curated record. The transcript is spliced from 7 exons. Lineage: Eukaryota; Metazoa; Chordata; Aves; Pterocliformes; Pteroclidae.
UUCGGGCUGGAGGGGCUGGUCAGCCGUCUGCAACGCUCCUGGAGGUGCGCUGGGGAUGUCUACCUGCUGGGCGCCACCAACUCCGGCAAGUCCACGCUGUUCAACACCCUGCUGCGCUCCGACUACUGCAAAUCCCGUGCCCCCGAUGUCGUCAACAGGGCCACCGUCUCCUCCUGGCCAGGAACGACACUGAACCUGUUGAAAUUUCCAAUUAUUAAUCCUACAUGUGACAGGAUAUUCCGAAGGGAGGAGAGGCUGAAAGAGGAGGCAACAAAAACAGAAGAUGAGCUAAGCAGUGAAGAAAAAAAGUACCUUAAUCACCUUAAAAAGCAUGGUUACUUAGUGGGAAGAGUUGGAAGGACAUUUCAACGGCCGAAGCCUAGCACUGUGGUUGAAUUUGACCCUGACGAGCUCUCAUACAGCAUCGAUGAAGAUCCCAGCCAUUCUCCUAAGAAGCGUGAGGAAAGGGAAGAGUUCACGUACAACGAAGUGAAGGAUGCUCGCUGGUGUUUUGACACUCCAGGGAUUGUAAAAGAAAACUGUGUUUUAAAUCUCCUGACAGAGAAAGAAGUAAAGCUGGUUUUGCCAACACAAGCCAUCGUCCCACGGACCUUCAUUCUCAAGCCAGGAAUGGUCUUGUUUUUAGCAGCCUUGGGACGUGUAGACUACUUAGAGGGAGAAAAGCCUGCCUGGUUUUCUGUCAUGGCUUCUAACCUGUUGCCAGUCCACAUUUCUACCCUGAGUAAGGUAGAUGCCGUCUACGAGAAGCAUGCUAGCCAAGAGUUACUAAAGGUUCCCAUGGGUGGGGAAGAGCGAAUGAAAGAGUUCCCCCCACUUGUCCCUGAGGACAUUACACUGAAAGGAGUUGGUACCACUGAGGCAGUUGCAGAUAUCAAGCUUUCCUCUGCAGGCUGGGUGGCAGUGACAGCUCACGCAGAAGAGAAAUUGCUGCUCCGAGCCUAUACUCCCAAGGGUACAGCAUUGGUGGUGCGGGAGCCUCCCCUUUUGCCGUACAUCAGUACCAUCAGAGGGGCCCGGAUCGCAGGGACUGCUGCCUAUAGGACCAAAAAGCCUCCUUCCGUGGUAGAAAACCUGAAAACCACAGGGAGGAGAUAGUGCUUCUCAUCAUCUGAGCAAGGCAGAAGACAGA